AACUGGACUGUGACCCAGUGCCCGAACUGGACUGUGACCCAGUGACCCACCUGGACUGGGACUAACUGGACUGUGACCAACUGGACUGUGACCCAACUGGACUGUGACCCAGAUCUGUUUUUCUAUAUUUAUAUUUUUUGAAUCAUGUAUUAUUUUUUGGACAAGGUUCACUGUUGUUGAAAGAGUGAAUUAGGGGACAGGCCUCGCCCUUUGAAUGGUGACGUCACAGAGAGACCCUCCUUAAAGUUGCGACGGGUCGCAGUCACAGCUGUCUGAGCCGCUGGCGCCAAAGAGAGAGAGAGAGAGAGAGAGAGAGAGAGAGAGAGAGAGAGAGAGCGCAUCACAGUGAGUGUGAAUGAAUUCUGUUCACUCAAAGAUUUGGAUCAGAGUUAAAGAAGAAGUCGCUGUUGCUGUUGUUGCUGUUGCUGCUGUUGCUGCUGCUGCUGCUGCUGCUGCUCAGGACUUGUUGAGCCGGGAUCACACUCCGCUCGUUCACACACACGCGCACUGAAGAAGGAGUGAGAAGGAGAAAACCAGUUAAAAAGGAGGAGCGGUGUCGGUGUCGGUGUCGGUGUGGUCCAUUAUCUGGAGCCGUCUGUCCCACCUGUGUGGGAGGGCGGGGGGUGUUGUAAUGCUUGGUGAGCAGCAUCAGCGGCCGGACCAGAACCAGAACCAGGACUUGUGGAUUUAACUUCAGACUCCGACACAAAGGCGCGUUUACGCGCACGCACACGCGGACUUUGGACACUUCCCCCCCACAUGAACACAUAACCCUCUGCUGCAGACCAGCAGUAACAGCGCAGAUGGACGUGAGCGCGGACCAGCCCCGGUGGAUGAGCCACCAUCACCCCGCGGUGCUGAAUGAGCAGCACGCCGCUUCCCACCACCCGGGCCUCGGUCACUCCUACAUGGAGCCUCCAGCUCAGUACCCUCUGACGGAGGACGUGGACGUUCUGUUCAACAUCGACGCGCAGGGAAACCACGUCUCUUCCUACUACAGCAACUCGGUCCGGGCGGUGCAGCGGUACCCGCCGCCCCCACACGGCGGACAGGUGUGUCGCCCCUCGCUGCUGCACGGAUCCCUGCCCUGGCUGGAGGGCAGUAAAGGCAUCUCUCCUCACCACAGCGCCUCUCCCUGGAACCUGAGUCCGUUCCCCAAGAACCCGCUACACCCGCACGGCUCUGCGGCGGGACUGUCCGUGUACCCUCCGGCCUCCUCCGCCUCCUCCAGCUCGUCCCUGUCCGCCGGUCACUCAAGUCCUCACCUCUUCACCUUCCCCCCCACCCCGCCCAAGGACGUUUCCCCGGACCCGGGCCUCUCUACGCCAGGCGCAGGUUCCAGCGGCGCCGGUCCCGGCUCCGGGCGUCAGGAGGACAAAGAGUGCAUCAAGUACCAGGUGACCCUGGCAGAGAGCAUGAAGCUGGAGUCGCACAGCAGGAGCGUGGCGGCCUCGGCCGCAGCGCAUCACCCCAUCGCCACUUACCCACCCUAUGUCCCCGAAUAUGGGCCAGGCCUCUUCCCACCAAGUAGCCUGAUAGGUGGGUCACCUUCUAGUUAUGGUACCAAAACGAGACCAAAAACAAGGUCCUGCUCAGAGGGCCGCGAGUGCGUGAACUGCGGGGCCACGUCCACCCCCCUGUGGCGGCGGGACGGUACGGGUCAUUAUCUGUGUAACGCCUGCGGCCUCUAUCACAAGAUGAACGGACAGAACCGUCCACUCAUUAAACCCAAGAGGCGGCUGUCUGCGGCACGGCGAGCGGGAACAUCAUGUGCAAACUGUCAAACGACAACGACGACACUGUGGCGGAGAAACGCUAACGGUGACCCGGUGUGCAACGCCUGUGGACUGUACUUCAAACUACACAAUAUCAACCGACCUUUGACGAUGAAGAAGGAAGGAAUCCAGACCAGAAACAGGAAGAUGUCCAGCAAGUCCAAAAAGAGCAAAAAGUCGCACGACACCAUGGACGACUUCUCCAAGAGUCUGAUGGACAAGAGCACCUCCUUCAGCCCGACGGCGCUGUCCCGCCACAUGUCCUCAUUUCCACCCUUUUCCCACUCAGGUCACAUGUUGACCACACCCACACCCAUGCACCCUUCCUCCAGCAUCCCCUUUGCACCGCACCACCCCUCUAGUAUGGUCACCGCCAUGGGUUAAAGGUGGAACCUCCACACCCCCGCUGACAGACUGCUUCACCCAUAUGAACUGUGAGGAGCACAGGUUGGAGGAGUACCACCACCUCCUUCUCACCCUCCUCCUCCUCACCACCACCACAGAGGUUACUCUCUGUAUCUGUACAAAAAGCCAUUUUAUUCACCAAAAGAACUCACAUUCUUACCUCCACCAAACCCCGCCUCCUUUCACCUGUGGAUCAGGAAGCCCCGCCCCCUCCUCCAUUUUCUCCUAAGGAAACGCAGAUUCUGAAAAUGUUUGUACAAAUUGUGAGACACACUGUACAUUUACCACAAAGACUUUAAGAAUGGGACGAGAAAAAGAAAGACAGAGGUACGAGAGACACCGUGGAAGAAGAGGAGGAGGUGAGGAGGAGAGAGAAAAGAGAAACAAGACUGGUCUGGACUGGACUAAACUGGACUGAUCUAGUCUGGACU
Messenger RNA from Cynoglossus semilaevis (tongue sole), 2611 nucleotides. It is a transcript of the gene gata3, whose product is annotated as GATA binding protein 3. The record is from RefSeq and is a predicted model, not a curated record. The transcript is spliced from 6 exons. The coding region runs from base 804 to 2159 and encodes 451 amino acids. Gene Ontology annotation, molecular function: zinc ion binding; RNA polymerase II cis-regulatory region sequence-specific DNA binding; DNA-binding transcription factor activity, RNA polymerase II-specific. Gene Ontology annotation, biological process: negative regulation of transcription by RNA polymerase II; positive regulation of transcription by RNA polymerase II; cell fate commitment. Lineage: Eukaryota; Metazoa; Chordata; Actinopteri; Pleuronectiformes; Cynoglossidae. Gene Ontology annotation, cellular component: nucleus.